Molecule: messenger RNA, 1605 nt
Organism: Saprolegnia parasitica CBS 223.65
Lineage: Eukaryota; Oomycota; Saprolegniomycetes; Saprolegniales; Saprolegniaceae
Exons: 1
Coding region: 85-1605 (506 amino acids)
Source: RefSeq, a predicted model, not a curated record
GAGGAUAUCUCGAUCGUAUCCCAGCUGGCCGAUCCAGUGGCAUUUGUGCAACUUGUCACGAAUACUAGCGAGUACCUCUCGACUAUGGAAUCCACCGCCUUGACAAGCUACAUAGCCGACCUGGACGCUGCUGCCAUCUACGGUGGGUCGCCAAACACAUCAUCAUUGCGGCCAGUGCGCUGUGUGGGCACCGCUGGCUCGUCCCUCAGGUGGGUCAAUGGGUUUUGCGUGAGCUACACCGAGCGCAAGAUCUACCAUGCGUGGACCGUCAACUACUUCCACAACGGCGAGGAGGCGCGCGGCGGUGCAAGGACGAAUGCUGUCAUGUUUUUUGUGUACCACGGCAACUUUCUGGACCAGCGUCUCUGCGAACCGCCGGUGCCAGACGCGGUGGCCGUCGCCGGUCUCGGGUACUUUCGCGUGAAUCGCGCGUGGGUCCGGACGAUUGACGACCCGUUCAGUUUCCAGGGCAUUCGAGACGACGGUGCGGCAAUCGUGGUCGUGAGCUUCCUCUCCGUCCUUAAACAUAAUGGCGCCAAGAUGCUUUUGGGGCUCCAAGCACCAAACCCGUGCUUCGACGUGCUCCAACACGUGGACUACGGCUACACCAACCUCGUCACGUCCGAGUUUAUUUGGCUCGGACCGCAGCUAGCAACAAACAUUGCGCAGUUUGUGGUCGUUCUCUUGGCCCUCGGGUCGGUCAAGAGCGAUAUUUCAGUUUCGAUCCUCGUGGAUUUGGUCUCAGCCACGACGUACUCUCUUGUGCUUUUCGUGUUUUCGCUUCUCGGCAAGUAUUACCUCGUCUUUAACCUGAGUAGCAUCCUCACGUCCGACUCGCUUGUCUCGAUCUGCCUCAUUUCAGUCGUAUCGUUUUACCACAAUUUGAUCGUGUCCCAUGUCUGGCCGUCCAAACUCUUUGCCGCUCUCACGCCGUCGCUCAUUCGAACUGGCGUCAUCCACCGCGGGUUCCUCACCCUUUUGGCGCUGGCCGUCACGGUCACUGAAGUGUGUCUCGGCUGCACCUACAACGAGAGCCUCCAGGUCGGAACGAAUCCGGCGCCGUGCAUCUUUGGUGUUGGCGACUGCUUCAACGCCAUCAAUCUCCCCGUUGUCGGGUGCGUUGUUGGGUAUCUGUGUCUGCUCACGGUGUACACGCUUGGCAUCACGACGUACAUACGAAGCCAGCCCCAUGGUCAUUUCGUCGCCGCAAAACUGAUGAGCUUCAGACAAGUUCAGCUCGCGACACUGGAUCAGGCUCCUGCGACGACGUUCGAGACGUUUUGCUGCGGCAAGCGCCUCGACCAGCUCCUUCAGGCACGCUACCUCUGCGUCGACGUCCAGUCCGGACAGAUCGGGACGCACAUCCUCGCAGUCAUGACACUUGGUUUCGUGCCGACGCGGUCUGGUCUCCUUCUUCGGUUCAAUGACUACCUCACGCUCGCCAUUGCUCGCUUCUUGCCUGGUCGGUGGAAGCGGCGGCUGCGCAUCUUGAUUCCGAUUGCGACCAUCUCGAGGGGCAGUAUCAGCGGCCCCGUCACGUUCAUGCAAGUUGGCGACCUUCCCGUCGACGAUCUGCGUAUUAGCGCGCUGCAAUGUAUCGUGUAG